UCCGGAAAUGUUUAGUUUCUCCCGCACGUUGUUCGUGGGAAAAUAAUUAUAAAACUAUUAUUUCAUUUAAUAGAUGUUAAUUUCAAUUGAUAAAAUAAUUAAUUUCUGUCAUGAGUUGAUUGAGAAAUUAAAUUAAGUGAAUUUUUGAAAUGAGAAAAAAUUCAUAGGUUUUUUUUUUUUUUUUUUUUUCCUCAGUGAGUGAUUGUGUGUUGAGAGCGCUGGCGCGCAAACGUUGAGCGGCCAUAUUUUCUCUCGUGGCCUCGUUUUAAGUCGCGCGGUGGUGCAGCAGUGACAAUUUGGAAUGAAAUUAUUACGUCUAAAUCAAUUACCGCGUGUUAAUUAGUAACAAGUGAGGGGUGCGAUCAUGGCCAAGGGGAGUAACAAUGUAUCUGGAAGACGGUCACAUGGAGGAAAGCCAUACGAUCCAAACAACUCGUUCGUCAAAAAAGUUGCUACAAAGGUAACGGAUUUAAUACCUCAGCGAUCUUGGAUUAGUAAAUGGUUUAAUAGUUCCGAGGAUAAUGGCGAUGUGUUAAAUAAUUCCGAGAACGCUGAAUGUGAAGAAACAACAGAGGAAGUACAACAACCACCACCUGCAAAACGUCCACGUAUACGUAUGGAUGUUAUUCAUCCACCUGGAACAUUUAAUAUUCAAAUAAAAAAUAAAUCUUCUUUAAAUAAAGUCGACGAAACCAUUCCUAAUCACGACGAAACGAAUGAAGAUUUCGUCGAACCAUUGGCAGCUGGACCAAGUGGAUUAAGACGCUUGGUAUCAUCAACGCCAGCUAUUCAAAAUGAUGUUAGAAAUCCAGUGACGCAAAGAUCAGAUUUAAAUUCAUUGAAUCAACCUCAAGACAAUGGAGUUAUUAACGAAGCUGAUGAUAAUUCUGAAUCAAGUGAAAGUACCAGCGGAUGUAGUUCUUUAAUUCCACAAAAUAAUAGGCAAGAGCCUCCAUCAAAUACGAGCUUUGCAUCUUCAUUCACUAAUAAAAAGAGAUUCAUGGACGAUAAUAAAAUGAAUUACACAAAUCAUUUGCAGUCGCCUAGAUCUCUUUUCUUAGACACAAGCAAUCGUGACUCGCUCAGCAGUCGCAAACCUAGUUUUAAUUCAUCAAUUAUGAGUAACAAUAUUGAACGUUCAUCAUCUCUUGCCUCACCUUUUUACUCCGGUAAUGUUACUUUUGGCGGAGCAAAUGCUGUUGGCCUUUAUAAACGCACUCGAAGUCUCUUUAAUUCCAAUAAUGAGUACAAGCUUAAAGUUCCUAGAAGAACAAACGUCCAGGUGAAACCUUUCAAUAAUGGAAAUAUUGAUUCCUCCGGAAUGAGUCAAACGGCAAAGAGAAUAUUGGAUGCAUUGGAACAUUUUUCCUCACCAGUUAUUGAUGCGAAAAAAAUUCCCAUUAAAAAUGCAACAAAUUUGAUGAAUUCAGGUGGUACUAAACGACCAAGAGAGGAAGUGAUGACAUCGCCGAGAGUUGGUCUUCGUCAUAGAGCACAACAGCUCACUGUACCAACGGUGCCAGAUUUAUUAAAAAUAAGAAGACGACAAAGAUUACAAGACACAACGCUCGCUGCAAGAAAUAUUGUUUCUGCUCACAGUGCAGCACCAACAAUUUCUGAAUAUCGUAUUCGAACGGACUCUGAUGAGGAUAUGAAAUUCCGCGGAAAAGUUCGAGUGAAAUCAAAAACAAAUCAAUUGGAUGAAGAAACUGUUGAACCAGUUAAUCUUCCAACAAUUGCAUUACCAAUUUCCACAUUACCACGAUUUGACAUUGCCCUACCUCAAUAUACAAAACAAAUUGACAAUGUUGACAAGGAUGAUUCAUUUAAAUUUGCUAGUCCGAUAAAAGUGAUCAGUACCACGAAAUCAUUAUCCUCCGUUACUGAUUUUACAUUCAGCAAUCCAUUAAACGCUAAUACAAAUAUAAAUACAAAACAAGAUGGCAAUGAUUUGAAUAGCUCGUCAAGAACAUUGAGCAUUGAAUCGAAUGAUUCAUUUUUGGGUUCAACUGCAACGAAUUUUAUGUGGUCCGGCUCAACAGCACCGAGACCAAAGGAAAAAUCAUCAUUUAGCGAACCACCAAUUUCAAAUUCCACCGUUGAACUUAAAUCCGGAAGUGUUGUUGAUUUUUUGAAGGAACUUAAUAGUAAAACAGUACAAGAAAGUGAAAAAAUGGAGGAAACAAAUACAAAUGAUAUCACUGCAAUUGACACUUGGGAAUGUUCGGAAUGUUUAAUAAGAAAUGAAAAUACAACAAAUUGCAUUGCUUGUAAAUCAUUAAAACCAGAUAGUAAAAUUAAAGAACCACCACGUGUUUCAAAUACAAUUUCACAAAUUAAACCAAUUGAAAACGAUUGUUUUGGCUCACAAUUCAAAUUAUCAUCAGGUCAAUGGGAAUGUAGUAGUUGUUUAGUGAGAAAUAAACAAACAGACGAUAAGUGUGUUUCAUGUACAGCAUCAAAACCAGGGGAAAAAAUUUCAAUUGAAACGGAUCUUUUGAAAAAAUUCAAACCCGCCAGUGAUUCUUGGGAAUGUUCCGGUUGUAUGGUACGAAAUAAUGGAAACGUUACAACAUGUCCAUGUUGUUCGACGGCAAAACCAUCGAAUUCUAAAAGCGAAGUGAAAUCAGAAAAUAGUUUAAAAGAAUUCACAUCAUCAAGCAAUACCUGGGAGUGUCCGUGUUGUAUGGUACGAAAUGCAAAUAACGUAACCGUGUGUCCAUGUUGCAAAGCAAUGAAACCAGGAAGUUCAAUAAAUAAACCCGAGGAAAUUAAAUCAACGCCCGUUAUUAUUGGUUUUGGUGAUAAAUUUAAAACACCCGCCGGUUCAUGGAGUUGUGAUUCCUGUUUAUUAUCGAAUAAAUCCGAUGCUAAUGAGUGUAUCGCCUGUACAACACCAAAACCAGGAACGGAGAAGAAAAAUUCACAAUUUAGUUUCGGUGCACCAUCAAAGGACAGUGGUUUUAAAUUUGGUAUCGAUAAACCCGAUACUCAAACAACAGAAUGUAGUUUUACAUUUGGAGUAAAACCAGCGGUUAGUAAUGAGAAAUUUUCAUUUGGUAUUCAAAAAGUCGAUAAAGAUGCAAGUGAAUCAUUUACCUUUGGUGAGAAAAACAAUGAAAAAACGCCGAGUGAAAAACCGACAUUUACAUUUGGUAUUCAAAAACCAGAGGAGAAAAAAGAACCCGAGGUACCUGUAGUUGAAAAAGAAAAGCCAUUCACUUUUGGUGUUAAUUCCACGGAAAGUACAAGUGGUUUUAAAUUUACAUCACCAAGUUCCAAACGUCCAGCCGAUGACGAUGAAGUUAAAACGAAAAAAGUAUUUGGCGAAUCAACAUUUUCGACUGCAGUGACAAGUACAAAUCAAAUUACACCUAGUUUUUCAUUUACAUCUUCUGCUCCUGUUUCGACGGUAACAACAACAACAACAACAUCGACAGUAGAACCAGUAGCGGCAGCAACAAGUCUUCCACAAUUUAGUAACACGACUUUUAGUUUUUCUGAUCAAAAUAAAACAACAACAACGUUUGGAAUACAACCGGCGUCAACGUUCACGUUUGGUGUGAAUAAAACCGAAACACCUGCGGAAAAGAAACCAUUGCUUUCUUUUUCAAGUACCACUGGUUUUGGAUCAACGGUCCCUGCGUUUGGAAAAACUGAAACUGCGCCUUUGCCAUCGUUUGGAACUUUGGAGAAGAAAACACCUCUCUUUGGAGCACAGGAGAAAAUUAUUGGAUUUGACAAGGAAAAGCCGGCAUUUGGAACCACCGCUGAGAAGAGUAUCCCGACUUUUGGAACCGCUAGUCCAGCGCCACUUUUUCCUUCAGCAUCCUUUGGAACUACAACACCUUCCUCGCCUUUUGGAGCAUCAACUGCUCCAAUUUUCGGCAACAGUACUAAUAACAAUGCUUUUGGUACAUCAGCGACUGUAUUUUCAGGUAGCAAACCAAACGAAACAGAUAAUACAGCAGCUCCGGCUUCGAAUCUUUUCACUUUUGGCUCGACAACAACAUCAACGAAUAGUGGUUUUAAUUUCUCAACUGGAAAUUCAACAACAACAUCAACAACAAAAGCAGCUCCUGUUUUUGGAUUCGGUGCUGCUGCUGCUGUUUCUACUCCGGCAAAUACAACACAGGGAAAUAAUUUUGGUACAAGUACGUUUAAUACAUCGACGUCUGUUGCUCCAGUGCAAUCUGGUUUUUCGUUUAAUGCACCGAAACCAGAGGCACAACAACAACCACCACCACCGGCUUUUGGACAAACUGUACCGACGCCAGCUUUUGGUGCAACACAACCACCACCACAACAACAACAACCAUCUUUCUCGGGAGCUGGAACAUCAAACACUGGAUUCAAUUUUGGAAGCGCUGCACCUGCCGCAUCAUCUAGUGGAUUUAAUUUCGGUGGAAUGAAUCAAACAUCAGCUCCAGCACCACCAAGUGGUGGAUUCAAUUUUAAUGCUCCAAAUUCAGUGUCAUUUAAUUUCACUGGUGGAAAUCAACCAACAACAUUCAACGCUACACCAAAAUUGCCACAAACUCAACGAAAAAUCAAAACAGCGAGAAGAAGAAUGACACCACGGUAGACAAGAAAAUUCAUUGGCUGAGAAAUGUGACGAAAAUCCAGGUGCGUGUAUUCUGUGUCCGCAUUUAAAAACAAAAAAAAAAAACAGUAAUUUACCAUCUUUGGCGGACAAAUUUUUCUCGCGAUGGAAUUUAAAAGAUUUAAAAAAAAAAUUGGUGGUACUUCAAGCAGCAUUUGUAUUAUAUUUGUGUUGAUGACUUGUGCUUCAGUACUACCGCUUGUGUGUUCCAGAAAGAGAAAGAAAGAAAGAAAGAAAAAAAAAAUGAAGCUAGAUCUAGCGAUUUAAUAAGAAGCAAUGAAAAAAGAAAGAAAAAGAUACGAACGAAAGUGCGCUAAAGAACGAGCAAAAGAGAGAAUUUUUGUAAAUUAUAAAUUAUUUAAUUAUAUUAAUAGCAAUCAAUGUUUUUGAGAUUGAACAAUUCAUAGUCAGUUUUAGUAAUGAUAAAGGAAACGGGAGUUAUCAAAAAAAAAGGAACAAAUUUUAGAAAAUCAGGACUACUGCAAACAGAAUAGAUACAUCACUGUGACGCAGUAUUUAAAAAAAAAUUGUCAUUUUUUUGCUUUCAAGGACCGCUUCAAGAUUCGUGUGCAAUUUGUUAGCGGGGGAAAAAUCUCAACCUGCUCAGGUAAGUAUAAGUCCUUCAUACUGCUCGCAAGUGAAUUUCGGGGAGAAAAAAAAAAUUAUUCCUUCUAUCCUCCCAACUCUCUGUCUCGAGAUAAUGAUUAAUUGUUAUCGGGCCUUUCGUUCAAAUAUUUUUUUUUUUUUUUUUUGACUGAUCUGUGAUUAAUGCUCUGUUCUUUACCUCUCGUACAUGAGACAAAUUUUUGUCCGUACAAUUUAAGAGACUCUUUAAAGACGUUGAGCAUAAAAAGCCUCGUCAUUUUUUUUUUAAAAAACCACGAAUUUUCUCAACAAAAAAACUCGAGGGGAAAAGAAAAUUCCUCUCAUAUAGUCGAUGUAUCUAAAAACAAAACCCUUAAAAGUUGUGAGUAACGUGAAGUGACUGUAUAUCAGUGGAAUUCCACUAAACGUGUAGGAACAUAAACUCAGAAAAAAAAAAAGUUUACUAUAUUAUAUAUAUUUUAGCUAGGAUCUCGGGAACGGCCCUACAAAAAUCACGUAGCGCUGAUCCACGAACGUUGUAAGAUAUACGUUAAUUUAAUAAAAAAAAAAAAAAGAAAAAAUGGCAUUCGGAUAGUACAAAAGAAAAGAAAUGAAAAAAAAAAAAUUACGGAAAAUGUUUCCGCCUGUUUACUUGAAAUUGUAUAUUUUUUUUAUAUCCUUAGGAAAUAAUCCUAUAUAAGAGAAUAAUUACUGAAUGCCAUUUUAUGCUAGGCUUGUAUCUUGAUUAAUAUAAGAAUGCUGUGUAUUUUAUCAUAGUAUGAGUGAAAUUAAAAUAACGAAAAAAAAAGCCGUGGCUAAAAUUACAAUCAAUUAUAUAUUUAAAAAAAAAAAAACAAAAAAAAACAACGGGGCUUCUAAAAAUGAACUCUUACUCUUGUUUAAAUUAAUAAAAUAAAAACAUUACGUUCUCUUAAUAUAUAAUUUUUUUUAAACUACUUUCUUUUUUAAUUAAUUUUAUAAUGAAAAAAAAGAUCUUAUAAAAUUAAUUGGAAAAUAAAACAGUUUUAACGAAAAGUAAAUAUUUAAUUUCUUUUUUUUUAUCAUUGAUUAAUUAACAGAGCGUAUAUGACUACAAUUUUUUUGUUUUAUAUUCAUGAUUAAAGAUAGUUAUAUAUAUUUAUCGGAUCAUCUUUUUUUUUUCGCAUGGUGUCCAGAUAAUUUAGAAAAGGGGAGGAAAAAAAAAAAUAAUAGUAUUUAAGUAUUAUGAUUUAUUUAGCGUUAUGAAAUUUUUUUUUCACUAAUUCUUUAUAUAAUUUUAGAUUAUUUUCUUUAAGAGAAAUAGAAAAUGAUAUAUUUUAAUUUUUUUUUUUUUUAACUACGAAAAGGUGAAAAAAAAAAAUUAUGAACACAAUUCCAUGUUAUAUCUAUUUAAGAUCUUUAUCGAUAAUGAUAAUGAUAUUUGAUUGAUUUGAAUAAAGCGUUUACUUACAAUCUGUAAAAAAAAAUCUUACAUUUUUUUUUCGUAUAUUUUUUAUUAUUUUGUCUGUAAUAAAAAAAAACCCCUUUGAGUUCUGUACUUGUUUCAGAAAAUGAAUUAUUUUUUUUAAAUUUAUAAAAACAAUUUUCUUUUUUGAUUUGAUAAAUUAUAAUAUUUAAUAAGACAAUUUUUUUUUUAUCGUGUCGACAGUCAAAUUUCUAGGAAAUUAAUAAUUUUAAUAUUUUUUACAUUACCGUUGUUUAAUGAAGAAAUAAUUGUUUCUUAUUUAUAAAUUUAUAUUGUAAACAAUAUUUUAAUUAUAUUAAACUAUUUUCAGUAUUAUUAUUUUACAAAAAUGGAGAAUAGUUUAUAUAUUUUUUUUUUUUAAAUAUUUUCACAUAAAUUAUUAUUUAUCACUUUAUAUUGAACGAAAGUUUUUUUUUAAUAGGAAAAAAACCUGUAUUUAAUUUGAAAUUUAAAAUUUUUAAAAUGAAAUUAAAACGAAAAUCUGGAUACCAUGUUUUUAAUUGAAGCAUUUUGUCCGGAAAAUUGAAAGGAUUAUUUUUUCUAAAUACGGAUUUAAAUUUUUACAAACAAAAGAAAUUUAUGUAAUCUAUUUUUUUUUUUUUUUUUAAAUAAAAUGAGUCGUAUUUUUAUACAAAUUUCAAUUUUAUAUUCAUAUUUUAUUAUUUAAAAAAAAUCAUUAAUUUCCAUAUGUGAAUAUUGACAUUUCUUUUCUUUUUUUUUUUUUUUUUUGACAGGGUUUUUUUUAAAGCUGUGAAACAAUGGGAAAAAAAUUUUCUUUACAAUAGAAAAAUAUUUGCAAUUGUUGAAUUUUUACAUGCAAUGAGCAAUCCAUUGAGUGAUAAUGUUAAAUAAUAUUGUAAAAGACUUAGAAUUUAAGAAAAAAGAAAAAAAAAAAAAAAAAAAAGAGAAAUUGGAUGAUAUUGAGAGUCGCACACAUAUUUCUUUUUAGAAGUCCCAAAAAAAAGGCAAAGUAGUUAGGCAAUGGUGAUUAGGCGAUUAAACUUGAAAAAAAAAAAUUUGAAAAAGUUUAUUCGCCUUUCACUUCUCUUAUUUAAAAUUAAGAUAUAGUUGUAAUGUUAUGUCUCUAGUGUUGGCUUAAUUUAUAUUGACAGUGGCCAAAAAUAACUCGGCACAUGAUCCACAAUUCCGCCAUAAUCUAGAUUAAGUACAAAAAAAAAAACAAAAAUCUGUUUACAUUUUUCUAACAAGUAAAAGUUUUCAAUUUUGUAACGUUAAUUUUAAUUAUUAUUUUAAUUAAUAUAGAAAAUUGAUAAAGAAAAAAAAGAAAAAAAUUAUGUUCAAUAAUUGAAAACUUUUUUAAUGCAAGUUUUUAUCGUGUAGUUUUUUUUAUUUAUUACUUAAAAUAAGCUCGAGUCUUAUACAUUGCUCCCAUAAAGAAAUUUAAAUCUAUUUUGAAAAAAAAAUUAAAUUCAAAAAAUUGAGCUUUAUUUAUAAUUUUUUUCUUUGUUGGAGCGAUGUCGAAUUUUUGAAGAUGAAUUAUUUUCUUGUCUCGAAUCCAAUACUCUUUUUUUAAUAGUCAAAUCGAAUUUAUAUAGUAAAUUUCUAAAGAAAAACUAAGUUACCAAUGUUAAUUUCAACAAUCGUACAAAAUAUUUUUUUUAAAUGGAAGUGCAUUUUUUUUUUUUUUUUUUAUUUAUUUUGCUUCACAUAUUUUUCUCUUUCACUUGAAAAAAAAAUUAUUUACAAAUUUUUAAUCUAGAUUUUAGAAUAUUUUAGUUUUAUUUUAUAAAAAUGAUAAAAUGGACAAAAUGUUAAAUAAAAAUAAAAAUACAAAUUUGUUGUUAAUAUUUGUACUUCCAUUUUCGUCCAUCUUAAAAUAAUUUGAGUUUAUUGUAAUAUAAAUAAAAAAAAAAAGGGAAAAAAUGAAAAUGAGUAAAUGAAGUAAAAUUGCGCUGAGUUUUUUUUGAAUGUCUUACUGUCUUACACCGUGAACAUUCUCUGGCAAGGCUGUGUCGUCUAUAAAAAAAAAAAAAAAAAAAAAAAUCCUGUUACUCAAAACAGGAAAAGAAGAAUUUCCAAAUUGAUCGAUAUGUGCGGACUACAUAUCGAUCUGCUUCGCAAAGCGAUGCAUUUUUGCAUAAAUAUUUUAUGGCCUUAAAAAUAAAAAAAAAAAAAAAAAAAAAAGAAGCGCAUCACUUGUACGUGAUAAAUCAUAAUCAAGAAAGCGUAUAUUGGAAUUGUUUUGUAGCAUUUUAUACUCUCCAUUGUAAUACGUUUUUAAUAUAGAGAAAAAAAAAAAAACAUUCAAAGCAAUCACUCAGAAACGAUUUUAAAUGAUGCUUUAAAUUUUGCACUCUCGAGAGUUUUCGAUUAUAAAAUUCAAGGAGAGUAAUUUUUAAAUUUCAAAAAUUUGAUAAAUUCAAUAAAAAAUUAUUUUUGCUUAAUAUUUUUAUGUAAAUCGAAGAUUCUUGAGUGUAUUUAUUAGUGGGCAUCGUAUAAUCAGAGGCCUUAUUAUGAUCUUAGAGUCGAUCGAAAGAAAAAAAAAAUCCAUGAAUCAAUACGAAUUUUCACAAAUAAUGUGCAUCGAUAGCACAAAAAAUCAUAUUUAAAAGAAAAGAAAUGAGAGUUUGUUAUGAAAUAAAUCCAAUGACUGAUUGUAAUUAAUUAAAUAAAUGAGAGAAUGUUCACUGUAUGCUUCCGGUGCUGUGGAAAAGAAAUGUCUCCACAAGGUGUAAUGGUACAUAAUGUCUAAAAAGAAAAAAAAAAGAAAAAAAAAAAUUCAACUGAUGUUUCCCCACGAGAUAGCAAUGAAUAUUUUUUAUUUUAGAAAAUAAUUUUGUUGAUUUUGUAUUUUAAUUUAUAGACAAUCUAUAAUUAUUAUGUAUGUUUUUUCGAUAGAAAAAAAUUAUUAGAUUAAAAAUCGCGAAAAUUGAUCCUUUUUAAAAAUAUUUAGAAAAUAUUGAUUUUUUAACAAAUGUUUUUAAAGAACUUUCAGAUUUUUUUCUCGAUUUUUUUAAAUAGGAAAAUAUUUUUUUAAAAAAUAAAAUAUAGUUUCGUUUUCCUGAAUUAUUAGGUUUUUUUUUUAUUUAUAAAUCUGAAAGUUUGAAAAAGAAAAACUUUGUUUUAAUAAAAAAAAAAAACUCUUUUUAAAAAGAGAAAAAAAAGGUGAUUAGCAAAUAAUUAUAUCGUCGAGAAACAUCAUGUUAGAGUAUUAGAUUAAAAUUAUAAUUAUCACCUCUGUACCGAUUAUAAUUAGGAAAUGUUUACCAUGGAAGUUGAUUAUAUAUAUUUUUUUUGUUUGUAAUUUUAUUAUAUUUUAGACUUGAUUUCUAGGGGAAAAAAAAAAAAUUAUCAUUAAACGUUCGGAGGUUUGGACCAAAGAAUUUUGCAAUUUUUGCACAUUUAAAAAGUACCGACUUUUCCGCGGGUCCUUUUUCUAUUUUUUUUUUUUGUUUUCUUUUUUUUUAUAAUAAUGUACGUGUACAAAUCGAAUAAUAGGAAUUUUAAAUAAAAGAUGAAAAAAAUUGCGAUUAGUGUAAUAGAAAUUCUUUGGAUCAUACCGAAAGUGAGAGAGAGAGAGAGAGAAAGAGAAAAAGUGUGUAUGAGAAAAAUUAAGAGAAUGUGUGAGAUUAAGAAAUGUAUGAAAUUUAAUAAAUUGAUCUAAAGUAGAUAGGUAUUUUUUUUUCUUGGGAUUCUUAUUAGUAAAAUAAUGUUUUUAUUAAUCAGUUUCUCUCUUUUUACUUCGCUCAGAAUUUCUGUAACUCACUGACAGUUCCUCAAUGAAAUAUAAUAAUACAGAAGUGAGAAGUCUA
Messenger RNA from Leptopilina boulardi, 10426 nucleotides. RefSeq names its product nuclear pore complex protein Nup153. The transcript is spliced from 8 exons. Gene Ontology annotation, molecular function: structural constituent of nuclear pore. Gene Ontology annotation, cellular component: nuclear pore. Gene Ontology annotation, biological process: RNA export from nucleus; protein import into nucleus. The record is from RefSeq and is a predicted model, not a curated record. Bases 365 to 4585 code for a protein of 1406 amino acids. Lineage: Eukaryota; Metazoa; Arthropoda; Insecta; Hymenoptera; Figitidae.